This is a messenger RNA of Cercospora beticola, 1473 nucleotides long. RefSeq lists its product as uncharacterized. Gene Ontology annotation, biological process: exocytosis; intracellular protein transport; vesicle fusion. Gene Ontology annotation, cellular component: plasma membrane; SNARE complex; endomembrane system. Gene Ontology annotation, molecular function: SNAP receptor activity; SNARE binding. The record is from RefSeq and is a predicted model, not a curated record. NCBI's taxonomy places the organism in Eukaryota, Fungi, Ascomycota, Dothideomycetes, Mycosphaerellales, Mycosphaerellaceae.
CAACAACUACAGACGCCUGCGCCCACUCUCCUUCUUCCAUACCCUUCGCGACUUUGAGACAUUGCACAGGCUCGACCCCGCCUCGUCUGUAUAUCACUUCCCAUUUCCAUUGUCCGCGAGCCAGCACGCGCAGCAGCAUUCCACGGGACGGAAGGACAGGCAACCGCGAGCGGGCUCAGGAGUCGACCACCGGACUGCCACCACGCACGCCAGCGGCACAGAGUCAGGCGCCAGGAAUUCACAUCAGCAUGGCUUACAACAACACAUAUGGCGGCGGUGGCUACGGCCAAGCCAACCCAUACGAUACCGACAGCAGCGGCUAUGGCCAACCUCCUCCAGCCUACGGCGGCGGCGUCGAAAUGCAACCCCUCGCACACAAUGGCGCUCCGUACUCGAACGAACAACCCCAACGCGACCCCAAUCAGAUCCUGAACGAUUGUCGCGCCGUCGGCCGAGCCAUUGACGACCUCGAGAGCCGCUUGGGAGAACUGCAGAGACUACAGCGAUCCUUCAUCUCCAGCGCCGGCGUCUCUAACAAAGAUGUCGACGCCCUCAGCGCAGAUAUCAUGUCAGGAUACCGUGGAUUGGCAGAUCGCGUGAAGCGCAUCAAGGGACAACCAGACGCAGGCAACCCAAGAAACAAACCACAAGUCGAUGCGCUUGACCGAAGGAUACGAAAGGCCAUUCAGUCUUACCAGCAGACCGAAGCCGCCUUCCGCAAAGAGGUGCAAGAGCAGCAACGUCGUCAAUAUCUCAUCGUGAAGCCAGAUGCGUCAGAAGCGGAGAUUCGCGAGGCAACAGAGGCGGGCGGUGAUACACAAAUCUUCCAGCAAGCUCUCAUGCAGUCGGAUCGCAGAGGCCAAGCCAACAGCACAUUGCGCAAUGUCCAACAGCGACACGAUGCCAUUCAGCAGAUUGAAAGGACCAUGAUUGAAUUGCAACAACUGUUCCAAGAUCUGGAUGCGAUUGUUGUUCAGCAAGAAGCUGCCGUUAUGGAUAUUGAGACCAAGGCCGAGGAGACCUAUACUCACAUCGAGGCGGGCAAUGUACAUCUGGACAAGGGUGUCAGCAGUGCUCGUGCCGCGCGGAAGAAGAAGUGGAUUUGCUUGGGUAUUUGUGUCGCCAUCAUUCUCGUCAUCGUCCUCAUCAUCGUCAUCUACGGAGCCACACAAGGGUGGUUCAAGAGCGACAACAACAACAACAAUAACAACAACACGACCAAUGCAUAGAUUCCCGGGGAUAUGAGCUGGGCUCAUUCAUCAUCAGAUUGGACAUGGGGAGGGCGUGUAAAAUUACUUUUUCAGUUUCCUUUUGUGUUUGCGUGUGUGCGAGAUACCAGAGUACGCCUAUUUCUCUUUUCUUCUUAUUUCAUUUCUCCUUGAUGUCAUGAGAUGAACAGAGCUCGCUGGGUACUGGUACUACUACUACUAUAACAACAGAACAGAACAGAAAUAGUGUGUAAUACAGGGGCGG